AUGCCUUUCAAAUAUACUCCAGCUGCCAAGGGUAAAGAGGUCAAUCCACCUCAGAUCCCAUCACCAGGCAACAACUCUUUCUUGGGUGACAUCUUCACCUCCGAAGCUCCUUCUGAUAAGCAGAUAUCAUGCGGUUUCUACAAACAGGAGGCAGGUGAACCUUUGGAAUACUAUUACGACUAUGAUGAGAUGAAGAUCAUUUUGGAAGUUGAGGGCGAGUACACAAUUGCCGACGAGACCGGAAACAAGGUUUCUGUUGCUCCAGGUGACGUUUUCUACUUCCCCAGGGGUACCACCAUCACUUUCCAGACUACUGGUUACGGAUAUGCUUUCUUCUGUGGUUUGAGACCUAAUGGCACUGCUUAA
Messenger RNA from Candidozyma duobushaemuli, 366 nucleotides. RefSeq lists its product as uncharacterized. The coding region runs from base 1 to 366 and encodes 121 amino acids. The transcript has a single exon. The record is from RefSeq and is a predicted model, not a curated record. NCBI's taxonomy places the organism in Eukaryota, Fungi, Ascomycota, Pichiomycetes, Serinales, Metschnikowiaceae.